This is a messenger RNA of Corticium candelabrum, 6590 nucleotides long. Its product is annotated as protocadherin Fat 4-like. Gene Ontology annotation, cellular component: plasma membrane. The transcript is spliced from 25 exons. The record is from RefSeq and is a predicted model, not a curated record. Gene Ontology annotation, molecular function: calcium ion binding. The coding region runs from base 1 to 6474 and encodes 2157 amino acids. Lineage: Eukaryota; Metazoa; Porifera; Homoscleromorpha; Homosclerophorida; Plakinidae. Gene Ontology annotation, biological process: homophilic cell-cell adhesion.
AUGUGUCAAGCAAGACUGUCACAGUCAAGCAGCAAUGCCGGCUCAUUUAUAGUUGCAAUUUGGUUACUACCGGCAAGAGCUGGUGGCGACGGAGAAGAAGAGGAUGCAGUGCGGUCAACUGCCUGGUGGGAAAUUGGAAUUCUUGGGGAAGUUGUUCUGCAGCAUGUGGGAAGACUGGAAUACAGACACGACACAGGAGCAAGACCAGAACAGAGAGUUGUGGAGGAUCGUGCACCCCCGCUUUGUCAAACACUAGGAGCUGCAAUGGACCGUGUUGCCAAAAAAACUGUAGUGGCUGUGGAUCAUCGUGCACACAGCAUCGAUAUCGCAGUGUAUCAAGGUAUCCUUCUUGUGGAGGAUCCAGCUGCCCUUCUUCUACUAAAACUCAACGUAGUUGCACACCUUGUCCGUGUUGUCCUUUGGGCAACAUGGUUAUCUUGCAAAGCUCCUUGCGGUGGAUCAGGAGUAAAAUGGCGAAACAGAACUAUCAGGUGGACGGAUGGAGUAGCUGGACCAGCUGCUCUACGAAAUGCUCGACGGGAUUGCAGCAACGGUAUCGCACCGUCACACAACAGCAAUGUCCGUGAACUUGCUGAAGUGGCAGAGCAAACUCGCUUUACUUACAGGACACUAAAUUGUGCGGUUUGCCAAACGGGGGAUGUCAGCAUAACUGUAAUGAUGGCGUUUGUUCUUGCAAUACCGGCUACCUUCUCGGCAGCGACGGUCUCUUUGUCUAAUUCCGUGGUAAACGAGAAUGCUGCUAGUGGAACGGUUGUCGGGACGUUGUCUACGACAGAUCCUAACGUCGAUGACAGUCACACGUACACUUUACUCGACAGCGCAGGCGCAAAGUUUACUUUGACCGACACGUCACUGAAAAUUGCUUUCAGUCCAGACUACGAGACACAACAACGCACAUACGUUGUUGAAGUUCGCAGUACAGACAAGAAAGGCUUGUAUCGCGACGAGAAGUUCACUAUUUCAAUCACAGAUGUCAACGAGAAACCAACCAACAUUCAAAUAUCUAACAACGACGUAAACGAGAACUCUCCGGUCGAGACUGUCGUUGGCAAAUUGAACACAAACGAUCCUGACAACUCUCAAAGCUCGCGUCAGUCGUUCAAAUACGCGUUGCUCGACACGGCAGGCGGACGAUUCAAAGUGGUUGGCGACACGAUCAAGGUAGCGGUGGACAAUACUAAUUGUCUUGCCUUUGGUGGUUCGUCUUGCUUGCUCAACUAUGAAGCUCAAAGACAACAUGAUAUCGUUGUCAGGGCGACAGACAGUGGCGUUCCAUCUCUUUCAGUUGAUAUCAAACUUUUUAUCUUUGUCAAUGAUAUCAACGAUCAACCACGUGAUCUCGAUCCGUCCGAUAACAAAGUAGUAGAGAACUACCCUAUCGAUGCUGUCGUUGGUAUUCUGUCGUCGACGGAUGAGGACGACGGUCAGAGCCUAUCGUAUUCACUGGCUGAUGACGACAACGGGCGAUUCAAAGUUGUGGCAAAUAAACUCAAGGUCGCAAAAGUGGUCAACUACGAAGUGGCAACGGCUCAUUCCAUUGUUGUGGAAAGUCAGGACAACGGCACGACGCCUCUUAAGAUGACCAGACGCUUUGUUAUCGAAGUAACCAACGUCAAUGAAGCUCUAGUCAAUAUCAGUAUCGUGGCAAAGUCUGGAUAUUUGCCUUACCCGGAUAACAGUCCGCGGGUGCAAGAAAACGAACCCGUGGGAACGGUUUUCGGCACAGUAGAAGUGUUCGACUACGAUGCUAACGAGACUUUGUCUUUUCGUUUGGACGAUGACUCGAACGGAAUGUUUGCGCUGGGAAAUUCUGGCCAGACCGCCUGUAUGGCAAUCUUCACCAACCCGGAAGUCAUCACAUACUGCGCCGUACCUAUCAUGGUAGCAGAUCUUCUUAACUAUGAGAAUAGCUUGAAACAUUACGUUAUAAUCCGAGUGACUGAUCUGAAAGGAUUGUUUCGAACGAAACGAUUUCAUGUCGAGAUUGUAAAUGUUAACGACGUUCCUCAUGACAUAGAGCUGUCUGGAUCAACUAUUAGAGAGAAUGAGAACGAUGCUCCGAUUGGUACCUUUACGACUCAAGAUCAAGACGUCACGGAUCGGCAUAACUACGCUCUUGUAAACAACCCUGGUGACAAAUUCAGAGUAAUAAGCAAUUACCUGUUUACAUCCGUCGACGCAAAUCUCGAUUAUGAAACACAACAAACAUACAAGGUGACCGUUCGGUCCACAGACAAUGGAGUGCCAGCACGAUAUUUGGAAGAGAAUUUUAUCAUCUCUCUAACAGAUGUAAACGAACGACCGACGCUUAUUCGCAUUAACAACUCCAAGGUUCAAGAGAACUCACCACUCGACACUCUAGUCGGUAUACUGACCGUUGAAGAUCCAGACAACUCUAAUGGCGUGUCGCAAACUCACACCUGUGUCGCCAUCAUAAACGCAAACGGUCGCUUUAUUGUGGAUGGCAACGCCGUUAAGGUUGCUGACGCUAAUCUCAACUACGAAAACAGCGCUAAUCUUUCAAAUAUUGUUAUCGUCGUGCGCUGUACUGAUUCCGGGAGAUCGUCGCUCUCCAGAGACGAAACGUUUAUUGUUACCGUGACGGAUGAAAACGAGCCUCCGACAGGACUAGACAUACACGGCGGUGUCAUCCCCGAAAACAGAUCUCCACAAAUCGUAGCCACAUUUACCACGCAAGAUCCGGACAACGAAUUUUACAACCGACAGAGCUUUGUGUAUGCAUUCACCAACCAACCGCAAGAUUUUCCGUUCGUCAUCAGCGACAACAAGUUGAAGACGACGGCUAGUCUCGACUACGAACAGAAGCAAUCGUGGGAGGUGUUUGUCCGGUCUACCGACAGCGGCGGUUUGUCGAUCGAUGAAGUUUUUCAGGUGGACGUAACAGACGUCAAUGAGAGACCGUCGAGCAUCUCGCUGGUUGGCACAACGUCUGUUCCCGAGAAUAGUCCCGCAACGACGUAUAUAGGCCAGAUCGUAACGACAGACGCAGAUUUCAACCAAACAUACACGUACAGUCUACAAGCUACAAUUGCAAGUUCAAAUGGGCAGCAAGGAAAAACUCAAUGGAUGGAUGCAUUUGUACUUGAUUCGAAAACAGGGCGGCUGUCUGCUGGGACUGACGGUCUCGACUAUGAAGCGUCGCGUCAGCUCACGCUGCGAAUUGUGACGACCGAUUCCGGCAAUCCACCCUAUUCUUACAACGGUAGUGUGGUUGUAACAAUCGCAGACGUCAACGAAUCUCCAUCAGACAUUUCUCUAAACAGCAGCGAGGGAGUGCAUUUGAAAAAUGAGAACAUUCGGAACCUUGCAGAGUUGCAGUUUCAAGUUGCAGUGAUGGCGAGCUAUGAUCCGGACAACGAGUUCAUUACUCGACAGUCGUUUCAGUGUCUAGUGCUGAAUGAUGCUGUAGAACCGUUUAAGGUGACCAAUAAUCUAACGCUUGUCUCUACCGAUUCAGUCGAUUUCGAGCAACAGCAGUUUUAUAUUCUAGAGGUACGCUGCAUUGAUAAUGGCAUCCCGUCACUGUUCAUAGUAAAACAGCUCAACAUCCGAGUGCAGGACGCUAACGAACCUCCAGCCAACGUCAGUCUUUCUUCUCAAACGAUCAAAGAAAAUCAAGAAGCAGGAUCGCUUGUCGGCAUCGCAUCAUCUCUAGAUCCCGACAACGAAGGACGCUGGGCGCAGAACGUUACGUACGCCAUUGUUGAACGAGACGUGCCGUUUGAGAUAAACGGUACCGACGUCGUAUCUACAAUAAAGCUCAACUUCGAGAGGAAGUCGAGAUACGUUUUUCAUCUUGCUGCUAUUGACAGUGGAGUGCCCAGCAAGACAACGACGGUCGAGAUUGCCGUCGACGUUGUUGAUAUCAAUGAUCGACCCCUGCGUGUUGAAUGGCACAGUAAGGGCGUCUUUGAAAAUUGUACUAGUGGCACGCACGUCGGCUGGCUACACACAAUUGAUGAAGAUCGCCAUCAGUCGCACAACUACAACAUUAUCGCAGAGAUCGACAACCAAGGUCUGUUUGCAAUCAAUGGAAAUGCUGUUGUUGUGGCUAGUGGCGCGCGACUGGAUUUCGAAGAGCAGUCAGAACAUGUAAUUGUAAUAGAGUCGACGGACAACGGCACGUUUCCCCUCAGCGUUCAGAAUUCUAUCAUCGUUCACAUCAUCGACGUCAACGAGAGGCCAACGGAUAUCGUGUCUUACAAAACAAUAGAAAUCAAUGAAAACAGUACUCCGGGUACCUGGAUUACCAAUCUAACAGUCAUCGACGAGGAUAUCAACCAACCUCAUACCUGUACACUCCUCAAUGCCACACAGUAUGUUACAUUGAUUGGAAGCGAUCGCUCAACACUAGUCGUGUCUCAAUCGGCACAAAUCGAUUACGAGACAUUUGCCAAUAUUUGGGUCAACGUCGAGUGUCGGGAUUCUGGCGUUCCCGCGCUCGGCGUCCGUCGCACGUUUCGCAUUGCGGUGAUCGACGUGAACGAAGCGCCAACUAAAAUAUUUCUCAACGGAUCGAGAUAUUUGAGAGAAGACCUUUCCGUAGGAGAUUCGAUCGCCGAACUAUCGGUCGUCGACGUCGACGCAGGUCAGAGCCACACCUACGCCGUCGUAGGUCAAACGGCAGCCACUUUCACAGUCGACAACGCCCGACGCCAGCUGAUCGUAUCCCGUCCCAGUAAUCUCGACUUCGAGAAUUUACUCAGCAAACAAAUCUUUGUCGAAAUCGUUGUCAGCGACGACGGUUCUCCAUCCUUGUCUUUACAUCAAACAUUUACGUUUAUUGUCGUUGAUAUUAACGAGCCACCGAGCGAUAUCUUUGUCUCGGGCGGUGGCACGGUCGUCGAGAACGCAGUUCGCGGACAAAAGGUCGGCGCAGUGUUCUCGAGCAAUGAGGAAGCUUGGCAGUCGGUAACAUAUCGUAUAGUGAGCGUCGACGGAAAUUCAAACUCUAAUGAAUUCUACGUUCAAAGUGACGGCAAUGUAACAUAUCUCUAUAGCAAUAUGACGAUAAAUUACGAUCGACAGUCGUCGUUUUCGGUUGAAAUCGAAGCGAUCGACAACGGAAAUCCGCCGGCUUCUUCGAUCGAGACGAUAAUGAUUACCGUUCUGGCUACCGAUCCUUGCGCUAUGGGUACGGCCGACUGUGCCUUCAAUGCCAACUGUACACGACUGUCCUCUACUACAGGUCGAUGCUCGUGUAUGUACGGAUAUGCCGUCGUCGGGACGAUUUGUCGCAACAUCGACGAGUGUUCUGUUGUUGCGCCAGUUGUUUCGGACUCGAUUUUGUUGUGUAAUGGCAAGGGAACGUGCGUCGACGGCAUAGGCGAAUACACUUGUACUUGUCAUCCGGGCUACACGGGUCAAAACUGCGGUAUAGAUAUCAACGAAUGCGAGUCGAAUCCUUGUCUUAACGGUCAAUGUGUGGAUUUGGUAAACGAGUACGCGUGUCAAUGUCGGGAAGGUUUUACGGGCGCAAACUGCAAGGAAAACGUCGACGACUGCGUCGCGUUGCGUUGCGGCGACGGCACUUGCGUCGACGGAGUGAACGACUACAGUUGUGAAUGCCCGGAAGGAGUGACGGGAGAUCGUUGCUCGUUUACGUCCGAUCUCUGUAAGAAACAGUUGUGCGAACACGGUGUUUGUGUUCCUAAAUCGUCUAAUGCCGAUCAGAUCACAAUGGCAGAUUUCGACAGCCAAGGAAACGAGUUGCCGUCUGUUGUGCUAGAGCCGGUUUCCGGUGCGCAUGCGUCAUACAAAAGCAGCGCGUCGACUAGCUCUCUUCUCUGUGUGCCCGACGAUUACAUUGUGGAGAUCAACUUUUCAGCUGUUGUCAACGCUGGAAGCAAAUCGUUCUUGAACGAAUGGGAGAGGCACUUGCAAGAAGAUCUCGUCGUCACGAUAUCUGUUCGCACGAGAGACGGGAUCGGGUCAUUUCCGGUACCCGUUUCGUAUGUCUACGUUACAGACGCUCGUUUGCAGUCCGAUAGAAGUACAACGGUCUAUUUCGUGGUGGUGGUGAACGACGAAGUGGUGCAGCCGUUUGAUGUGCUCAGCGGUCUAAACAAGGACUGUCUAAACGUCACGCUGUUAUCGCAUUCAGACGAGAUUUGCGAGGCUGUCAUUCGUGCUUUGAAUUAUUCGACCACCAUCCACCCGCCUGAAGCAGAGAGGGCUGUAUUGCCAAGUUCGAGAGCUAACAUUGUCGGUUCUCAAAUCUUUUGGCCGGUUAUUGGCAGCUUUGCCGCCGUUGUCAUUAUUGUAGUUUUGGCUUUACUUGUGCAAAGAUCUUGGGCACGAAGCAGGCGGCCAGCUUGUAGCCAUCAAGACGGUGGUAAUAACGGUGGAGUUCGGAAUGGAGUGACCAAUGAAUCUAAUACAAGAGUUGAGAUUGCUAAUCCUAUUUAUGGACACGACAAUAAUUUUCAGUGAGGUGCUGGAGACAUGGAAGAGCGGAUGGAUUGAUCAAAACAAACGAGUAACCGUCUGUGUGUGUGUGUGUGUGGCGCGCUGGCAUAGACGCAUAGCUAUCUAGUGCUAUAGUAAUA